AUGGCCUUUGUCAGUUUUGUUCUAAUAUUUCUCAUCCUUUUACCUCACCUUGAUGCUCUUUCUCAUGGAUCCUCCUCAAAUGUACCAAACCAAACCAUGCAAACCAUGAUGUUACAAGCUUGUUCCAACACUGACAAUCAAAAUUCAUGCCUUUUGAAUUUGCAAACCGAGCUCCAAAAAAUAGGCCCGGAUCAAAAACCCACUUCAGUCUUGAGUGCUGCACUUAGGACUACAAUCAAUGAAGCAAGACAAGCCAUUGAAACCAUUACAAAGUUCAAUGCUUUGUCUGUCAGUUACCGCGAACAAAUAGCGAUCGAGGAUUGCAAAGAGCUUCUCGAUUUCUCAGUCUCUGAAUUGGCUUGGUCUUUAGAUGAGAUGAAGGAGAUUCGAGCUGGUGUCAAGAACUUUCACUAUGAAGGAAAUUUAAAAGCUUGGUUAAGUGCUGCACUAAGUAACCAAGACACAUGCCUUGAAGGCUUUGAGGGCACUGAUAGACGUCUUGAAAGCUUCAUAAAGGGAAGCUUGGUACAAGUUACACAACUUAUUGGCAAUGUUUUGGCUUUGUACACUCAAUUACAUAGCUUACCAUUUAAACCACCUAGAAAUAAUACCAAACCAACAAACAAAAGUUCUGAUUUUCCAAAAUGGAUGAGUGAAGGUGAUCAAGAUCUCCUUAAAUCCAAUCCACAAGGUAUGCAUGUAAAUACCAUAGUGGCAGUGGAUGGGAGUGGUCAUUAUCGUACAAUUGCUGAAGCCAUUUACGCAGCUCCAAGUUAUAGUAAUAGGAGGUAUGUCAUACAUGUGAAGAAGGGAGUUUAUAAGGAAAACAUAGACAUGAAGAAGAAGAAAACCAAUAUUAUGCUUGUUGGUGAUGGGAUGGGACAGACCAUUGUAACAGGCAAUCGGAAUUUCAUGCAAGGAUGGACUACUUUUCGAACCCCAACUGUUGCCGUCUCCGGGAAGGGAUUUAUAGCAAGGGACAUGACAUUUCGCAACACGGCUGGACCUGAAAAUCAUCAAGCCGUGGCACUCCGUGUUGAUUCGGACCAAUCCGCCUUCUACCGGUGCAGCGUGGAAGGCCACCAAGACACCCUCUAUGCCCAUUCCCUCCGCCAAUUUUACCGUGAAUGCAACAUCUAUGGUACCAUAGACUUCAUUUUUGGCAAUGGGGCAGCAGUCCUCCAAAAUUGCAAAAUAUUCACUAGAGUACCAAUGCCAUUACAAAAGGUUACAAUCACGGCCCAAGGUAGAAAAAGUCCACACCAAAGUACUGGGUUUGCAAUCCAAGAUAGCUAUAUUUUUGCAACCCAACCCACCUAUUUAGGGAGGCCAUGGAAGCAAUUUUCUAGGACUGUUUAUAUGAACACUUAUAUGAGUGGGCUAGUCCAGCCCAGAGGGUGGCUUGAGUGGUAUGGGGACUUUGCCUUGAGCACAUUGUGGUAUGGUGAGUAUAGGAACUAUGGACCUGGGGCAUCACUUCCCGGGCGGAUCAAAUGGCCCGGUUAUCACAUCAUCCAUGAUGCUGCCACGGCUGAUUACUUCACCGUCGGGCGGUUCAUCGACGGGUCAUCAUGGUUGCCGCAUACUGGUAUCAGGUUCACGGCGGGAUUGAGCAAUUAAGUCAUUCAUAUAUAUUGUUAUUUAUUCAUUUAUUUUUGUCAAUUGCGCUUAUUACAUGUUUUUCUAGUGAUUAAAAACAAUACCCUUAGUUAAUGUAUGCAGUAUCUCUACCAUUUCAUCAAAUUACUAACAUAUGAAAU
Molecule: messenger RNA, 1760 nt
Organism: Quercus lobata
Lineage: Eukaryota; Viridiplantae; Streptophyta; Magnoliopsida; Fagales; Fagaceae
Product: Plant invertase/pectin methylesterase inhibitor superfamily
Exons: 2
Coding region: 1-1620 (539 amino acids)
Biological process (GO): cell wall modification
Molecular function (GO): pectinesterase activity; enzyme inhibitor activity
Source: RefSeq, a predicted model, not a curated record